GCACCAGGCAGCUGUGGGGCAGGGCCAGGGGGUGCCGCCCCGGCACCGGAGCUCGGUCACCUGACGGGCCCUGCGGGGAGCUCUGGGCAUAACCCGGGUCCGCAAACCAGGAGUAGGGCACUCCCUUCUCUUUUCCUGGUGCUGGGAGGACCCGGAGGCUGCAGGAGGCACCAGCUGGAGGAGGCUCCCCAGGAAUGCUCUGAAGUUCCUCCUUGUGACUUCUUCAACCUCUAUGAAGAACAGCUUUUGUCUGGAGCUUAGAUGUAAGCAAAGAUGGCAGUCUGGGUGUGGACAAACAAGGCAGGCUGAGGUCACUGGACUCUGGUUGCACCUGUGGACCAUGCCAUGUACUUUGUGGGUAGUGUGGGCCCUAGCAGCCAUGGUCAGCCUCUCUAUGACAAGGCCUCCCGAUCGGACUACUGCUCCUCUGUCUUGUGAUGCUGCGGGUACCUGUGAUGGCCGCUCCAGGUCUCUGGACUCCAUUCCCUCGGGCCUCACGGCCUCCGUGAAGAGCCUUGACUUGGCCAACAAUAACAUCGCCUACGUGAGCAAAACUGACCUGCAGGGCUGUGUCAAUCUCAAGACUCUGCAGCUGGACUUCAACACAAUUCACACCAUAGAGGAGGAUUCUUUCCAUUCCCUGGGGCGUCUUGAACACUUGGACUUAUGUUGCAAUCAGUUAUCUAACUUAUCCUCCUCCUGGUUCCAGCACCUUUCUUCUUUGAAAUUCUUGAACUUACUAGGAAAUACUUACAGAACCCUCGGGGAAAUGUCUCUGUUUGCUCCUUUGACAAACUUGCGAGUCCUGAGAGUAGGGAAUGUGUAUCCCUUUGCUAAGAUUCAGAGGAAGGAUUUUACUGGGCUCACUUUUCUGGAAGAGCUGGAGCUAGAUGCUUCGAAUCUCCAGCAGUAUGAGCCAGCAAGUUUGAAGUCCUUCCAGAACAUCAGCCGCCUGGUCCUUCAUAGGAAGCAGCCUGCUUUACUUCUGGAAAUCUUUGCUGAUCUGCUAAGAAAUUUGGAAUCUCUCGAGCUGAGAAGUACCGACUUAAGCUCUUUCCAGCUCCCCAGCCUACCCAUCGGUCAGAACGGUUCACCGCUGAGAAAGCUCGUGUUCAGAACCGUGGAAAUCACUGACAUGAGUUUCUCUGAGAUUCUGAAACUGCUGAAUUAUUUUCCUCGAAUGGUAGAAGUAGAAUUUGAGGACUGUACUCUGAACGGACAUGGCUAUUUCAGUUCAUCUGCUCUGGAAGAAAUUAGUGAUGCCUCAAACCUAGAGACACUAACAAUCCGCCGGCUGCAGAUUCCAGAGUUUUUCUUAUUCAAUGAUUUAAGAAGCAUGUAUCAAUUUGUCAGAAGGUUUAAAAGAAUCACUAUAGAAAACAGCAAGGUCUUCCUGGUGCCUUGCUUACUUUCGCGCCAUUUAAAAUCUCUCGAAUACCUGGACCUCACUGAGAACUUAAUGGUAGAAGAACAGCUGACGAACUCGGCCUGCGAGGAGGCCUGGCCUGCCCUCCACACCUUGAUUUUAAGGCAGAAUCAUUUGAGAUCACUGGGACAGACCGGAGAAGUUCUGCUCACUCUGAAAAACUUGACAGCGCUCGACAUCAGUAAGAACAGUUUUCACUCUAUGCCUCCCACUUGCCAUUGGCCAGAGAAGAUCAGACGCUUGAACUUGUCAAGCACACACAUUGACAGCCUAACCCCCUGCCUCCCCCAGACAUUGGAGGUCUUAGACGUGAGCAAUAACAAUCUCGAUUCCUUUUCCUUGUUGUUCCCCCGACUCCGGGAACUCUACAUUUCCAGAAACAAGCUGAAGACCUUACCAGAUGCUUCCUUCUUGCCCUCGUUACUCAGUAUGACAGUCAGCAGGAAUAUCAUAAAUUCCUUCACUAAGAAGCAACUUGACUCUUUCCAGAAGCUGACAACUUUGGAAGCCGGUGGCAACAGUUUCAUCUGCUCCUGUGAAUUCCUAGCAUUUACUAUGCAGGAGCAGCAAAUGCUGGGCCGGAUCCUGACGGACUGGCCAGAAAGGUACCUGUGUGACUCUCCGUCCCAUGUCCGGGGCCAGCAGGUCAGGGACACUCGGCUUUCAGUUUCAGAAUGUCACCGGGUGGCCCUGGUGUCUGCCCUGUGCUGUGCUCUGCUCCUACUGGCCUUACUCACCGUGGGCCUGUGCCACCGUUACCACGGACUGUGGUACAUGAAGAUGACCUGGGCAUGGCUCCAAGCCAAGAGGAAGCCCAGGAGAGCCCCGGCCAGGGAGCUCUGCUACGACGCCUUCGUGUCUUACAGCGAACAGGACUCCUACUGGGUGGAGACGCUCAUGGUCCAGGAGCUGGAGCACUUCGAGCCUCCCUUUAGGCUGUGUCUUCACAAGCGGGACUUCGUCCCUGGCAAGUGGAUCAUUGACAACAUCAUCGACUCCAUCGAGAAGAGCCACAAAACCAUCUUUGUGCUCUCGGAACACUUUGUGAAGAGUGAGUGGUGUAAGUACGAGCUGGACUUCUCCCACUUCCGGCUCUUCGAUGAGAACAAUGAUGCCGCCAUCCUCGUCCUCCUGGAGCCCCUGGAGAAGAAGGCCAUCCCCCAGCGUUUCUGCAAACUGCGCAAGAUCAUGAACACCAAGACGUACCUGGAGUGGCCCCAGGAUGAGGCUCAGCACCAGGGCUUCUGGCUAAGUCUUCGAGCUGCCAUCAAAGCUUAGGCUGUCUGGUUAGAGGCUGGUCCUUGACAGCAUUCCUUGGAGCUGCGUCCAUUCAGACACCAUGAUGUGAAAUGCACUUGUAACAUACAUGUUGGUAUUUUAUUUUAAUGAGAGAAAUAGAGAGAGAAUGCCCAGAGCACUGCUCAGCUUUGGUUUAUGCUUGGGAUUGAACCUGAGACCUCAGAGCCUCAGGCAUGAAGGUCUUUUGCAGAACCAUUAUGUGUCCCGCAGCCCUGCAAUAUGCAUCCUGUAUGCAUGACUGUACUGUUCUUCCAUAUUCUCUUCCUUGAAGUCAUUACGACCUCACAUUUUAGUGACCCAGGAGGUGGCAGGGUGGAUAAAACACUGGACUUUCAAAGCAUGAGGUGCUGGAUUUGAUCCCUGGCAUUACAUGUGCCAGAGUGAAGCUCUUGUCUUCCUCCUCCUGCUCUUAUAAAUAAAUUAAUCUUUUUUUUUAACUUCAAAUUUUAUGCUGUUUUUUUUAAAUGUACAAAGGUGAGAAAAAAACUUUCCAUUAUCUUAUGAGAGACUCAGGAUCGGAGUCCAUUAUUGAUAAAAGAACUAUCUGUG
This is a messenger RNA of Erinaceus europaeus (western European hedgehog), 3274 nucleotides long. RefSeq names its product toll like receptor 2 (gene TLR2). The coding region runs from base 233 to 2704 and encodes 823 amino acids. Gene Ontology annotation, cellular component: membrane. The record is from RefSeq and is a predicted model, not a curated record. Gene Ontology annotation, molecular function: protein binding; transmembrane signaling receptor activity; triacyl lipopeptide binding. Gene Ontology annotation, biological process: inflammatory response; toll-like receptor signaling pathway; immune response. Lineage: Eukaryota; Metazoa; Chordata; Mammalia; Eulipotyphla; Erinaceidae. The transcript is spliced from 3 exons.